AUGACAGAUGCAAUAAAGCUCACAGAUAUGCUGCAACAGCGAACGAUAGAUUAUGAACGUCAACGUCAUUUGGCAAAUUGGUUAAUUGAAUCUAGUCCGCAUAUGCCGAAGCCUUCACAAUUUCAACAACCACAGCAUAAAAAGCAGAAAAAGAUUUUCACUAAUUCAAUUUUCCACGACUCGUUUUUCUUUCUCAGUAAGUUUGGAUCGACGCAAGCUCAAAGCACUGAACAAGAACAUCAAAUUAUUCAAUCGCCUGCACCAAUAACUUCAUCACAAGCCAUUGGACAAGCAUCAAUCCAACAACAACAGCAACAUCCACAACACACAAAUUUAUCGAAAUCAUCGACGGUAUUUACAUCGUCGCAAACCAACCUGCCAUUGCAAAUUGUUCAGUCGAGUCGUGAUGGUAACAAGGCGAAACUAAGGCGCUUUAAUUCGCAUGAUACCAGUGCAAAUAUGUUUUCGGUGGCAGACUUUGAGAAUGCUCGAUUGGCGAGACGCAACGAGCUGGAACUAGUCAGACAAAAGCAACGCUAUAAAAUGAACUCAUUGAGUUCGGGCUGUGAUUCAUCAACAGGCGAUAGUAAAGGAUCAAAGUUGAGUAAUGAGUCAAAGAGUGAACCAAUGUCAGCUGAGUCGUUUCUUGAUCGUUAUUCAUUGCCACGAAUAGCGCGUCUAAUUACAUCGAAAUCAUUUUGCGAUGAUCAACAUAAACAACAAUCACAACAUGGAAAUCAAUCAAAUUCGAUUCUUGGAAAGAGUAAAAAAUUGUCAUCAGCUAAUCAUCAUCAUCAUCACGUGCAUCAGCAAUCAUCAAUUAAUUCUAAUCAAACGACAGCGACCACCAACAUCAGCAACAGUAAUGAGAUGAACUGCUCGAAUGACAUUAAAUCAGAUAACAACAACAACGGAGAAUUGUUUCUGUUGUAUCGGCACUUGAAGAAGUAUAAAGUUUAUCAUGCGGUCAACGCCAAGAAUGGCACAAACAGGAAGAAAGGCAUUAAAAUACCUCAAGAUUUCACAGGUAAGUGUCGAAAUGUUCUCCACUCAUCUUAUCAUCACUCGAACGCUGCCCGCCUUUUAGUUGUACGCAUUGUAACGCUAACUUCUUGA
This is a messenger RNA of Clunio marinus, 1116 nucleotides long. Lineage: Eukaryota; Metazoa; Arthropoda; Insecta; Diptera; Chironomidae. The record is from the annotation of a GenBank genome assembly.